Messenger RNA from Leopardus geoffroyi (Geoffroy's cat), 9509 nucleotides. It is a transcript of the gene NFIA, whose product is annotated as nuclear factor I A. Gene Ontology annotation, cellular component: nucleus. Gene Ontology annotation, molecular function: RNA polymerase II cis-regulatory region sequence-specific DNA binding; DNA-binding transcription factor activity, RNA polymerase II-specific. The transcript is spliced from 12 exons. The record is from RefSeq and is a predicted model, not a curated record. Lineage: Eukaryota; Metazoa; Chordata; Mammalia; Carnivora; Felidae. Gene Ontology annotation, biological process: regulation of transcription by RNA polymerase II. The coding region runs from base 402 to 1985 and encodes 527 amino acids.
CCAGGCGGCGGCGCGAGCGGGCGGCGGCUGUGCGGUGCGGUGCAGAGCGGAGGCGGAGGCGGGCGCGCGGGCAGCUCGCGGGCACCCGGCCGGGCGGGCGCGGGAGCGGGAAAGGGUGCGCUAUGCCUUUAACGCCCGCGUACAGUAGACAUGUAUAGUGGAGUGUAGGGAAACUCUAGGCGGGGUUAAAGUUCAGCUCAUGGAGCGGCAAUCGCGCUGGCUGGCUGGCUGCAGUUGAGCCGAGUUGGAAAUGUGAACGCAAGAAGCAGGCUUGAUUUUUUUUCUCCCCCCUUCUCUCUCUCUCUCUUCCUCUCUCCCUCUUUCUCCUUUCUCACCCGCACUCACGCACACCUCCAAACCGCACACCCAGACGCACACGCACACCCCACCGCCCGGCAGUUAUGUAUUCUCCGCUCUGUCUCACCCAGGAUGAGUUUCAUCCUUUCAUUGAAGCACUUCUGCCCCACGUCCGAGCCUUCGCCUACACAUGGUUCAACCUGCAGGCCCGAAAGCGAAAAUACUUCAAAAAACAUGAAAAGCGUAUGUCAAAAGAAGAAGAGAGAGCCGUGAAGGAUGAGUUGCUAAGUGAAAAACCAGAGGUCAAGCAGAAGUGGGCAUCUCGACUUCUGGCCAAGUUACGGAAAGAUAUCCGCCCCGAGUACCGAGAGGAUUUUGUUCUUACAGUUACAGGGAAAAAGCCUCCAUGUUGUGUUCUUUCCAACCCAGACCAGAAAGGCAAGAUGCGAAGAAUUGACUGCCUUCGCCAGGCAGAUAAAGUCUGGAGGUUGGACCUCGUUAUGGUGAUUUUAUUUAAAGGUAUUCCGCUCGAAAGUACUGAUGGUGAGCGCCUUGUAAAGUCCCCACAGUGCUCGAAUCCAGGGCUCUGUGUGCAGCCCCAUCACAUAGGGGUUUCUGUUAAGGAACUCGAUUUAUAUUUGGCAUACUUUGUGCAUGCAGCAGAUUCAAGUCAAUCUGAAAGUCCCAGCCAGCCAAGUGACGCUGACAUUAAGGACCAGCCAGAAAAUGGACAUUUGGGCUUCCAGGACAGUUUUGUCACAUCAGGUGUUUUUAGUGUGACUGAGCUAGUAAGAGUGUCACAGACACCAAUAGCUGCAGGAACUGGCCCAAAUUUUUCUCUCUCAGAUUUGGAAAGUUCUUCAUACUACAGCAUGAGUCCAGGAGCGAUGAGGAGGUCUUUACCCAGCACGUCCUCUACCAGCUCCACAAAGCGCCUCAAGUCCGUGGAGGAUGAAAUGGACAGUCCUGGUGAAGAGCCAUUUUACACAGGCCAAGGGCGCUCCCCGGGAAGCGGCAGUCAGUCGAGUGGAUGGCAUGAAGUGGAGCCAGGAAUGCCAUCUCCAACCACACUGAAGAAGUCGGAGAAGUCUGGUUUCAGCAGCCCCUCCCCUUCGCAGACCUCCUCCCUGGGAACAGCAUUCACACAGCAUCACCGACCUGUCAUUACAGGACCCAGAGAAUUCAAGAUGGUUCCCAGUAUCCUCGGUUCUCCUUUCUGGAAAAUCUACUCAGCAAGCCCGCAUGCAACACCGUCGACUCUUCAUUUUCCGACGUCGCCCAUUAUCCAGCAGCCUGGACCUUACUUCUCUCACCCAGCCAUCCGCUAUCACCCUCAGGAGACGCUGAAAGAGUUUGUCCAACUUGUCUGCCCUGAUGCUGGUCAGCAGGCUGGACAGGUGGGGUUCCUCAAUCCCAACGGGAGUAGCCAAGGCAAAGUGCACAACCCAUUCCUUCCCACCCCAAUGUUGCCACCGCCGCCGCCACCACCGAUGGCCAGGCCUGUGCCUCUGCCGGUGCCAGACACAAAGCCUCCAACCACAUCAACAGAAGGAGGUGCAGCCUCCCCGACCUCACCCACCUACUCGACACCCAGCACCUCCCCCGCAAACCGAUUCGUCAGUGUUGGACCACGGGAUCCAAGCUUUGUAAAUAUCCCUCAACAGACACAGUCCUGGUACCUGGGAUAAAAGUCGCAGCGUCCCACCAUCCACCAGACAGACCACCUGACCCCUUCUCAACUCUGUAACAUGGACGCAUCCUCAACCCAGCGCGGUUACAACUUCACUGUCAGUGGAAGGGGAGAAUCAAAUCAACUUGUACAUGGAAACAGCGAGCAUUAUGGUCAAACAGCAAAGGCCAUAACCUUUUGGGAUUUUUUUUUUAAAUACUUUAGGGACUGUUGUAAUUUUCUCAUAUGGUGCUGGAAAUGGUUGGGCUUUGUAACACGUGGAGUGUUCCCGUGGUAGCGUGAGCAUUAGGUGAUGUGGCUAGCGGAGGUCUACCCUUGCUCACUGACUUCCCGUUGUAACACACUUUCCUUACGGAGCCUGGCUGUUUCACAGUAUUUCAUGAAUUUACCCACACAGGUGUGAGCCUCUUUGAGUCAUCGGGAGGCACAUGGAGAACUAAAUCUUUUGUAGUAGCUGAGAUCUGCAAUAUAUAACUUACGGGACAGUCAAAGGGCAAUGUUUUUCUGUAACAUAUUGGAGAAAGAAAAUGCAGUUAUGUUCCUUUUUUAUUUUUUCUUUUAGUUUGGUUUUGGUUCAGCAGUCAGCAGUUAAAUAUAUAACAUGGCCCACAAGGACAGUGAAUCCACUCACGUUGCAGAACAAUUCCGAAAUGACAAACUACUACUACUAUUCAGUUUUUUAAAAGUUGUGAAAUGCUGCACUUACAUUUAAAAAAAAAAAACAUUUUUUCAACAAUUUCAACAAUGACACACAAAUUCACGUGGAAAUGGGGAAGAUGGUCUGUUUUGACAGAAACUGACAGGAAUCAAUCAAAACAAUCGAAUUUUGAAAUGAGUAAAGUGCAAUUUCAUUGGAUAGCUAAAUAUCUUUGUAAGAUAGAGAUUGUUGAAAAUUCUAUUUUUGUUUUUCAAGUCCUUCCACCCCAGGACUCUAAAUUAUUGGGGUAAAAAAACAGCCUUGCAAGAAAAAGGGGAGCUAUUUUUGCUUUUUAUGUUUUUUAUUGUUAAACUUGUAUCCCUUUAAAAACUGAAGGAAAAUUAAAAAAAAAAAACAAAAAACAAAUCUAAUGGUGCUUUUACCACGAUAUGUUAACUACAUUAAAUGCUAAUUAAUUAUUUUCUGUUAUCAAAGCACAUAACUAAAAUGAAAUCAUGGUAUCUGUUAAUUUUAUAAGCUAGAAGUCACUAUAAUGGAUUAUGCCAAUUCUGAAAAUUUUUACAUGUAUCCAGCAACAUAGGAUUUAUCAGUUAUCAGACACUUCAUUGUACCAGAGAUUGUCCAGAACUUUUAAAGACCUUUGCGCCCCUGAACUGGGCUAUGGGAAAAUAAUAAUAAUAAUGAUGAUGAUAAAACCAAUACUGACACAAAUGCUGGUGCCCAUUCAGAUCAAGGGUACCUGUUAGGGAAAAAAAAAAGUUUGCACCCCCAAAUGUCCUGUAUCUUAUGUAAACACACACACACACACACGCACGCACACACAAACACAAAAAAAAACAACAAAAAAAUAUACAAAAAAAAGUGCAAGUGAUUUUUCUACCAGACAGCGAAGCACCCCUUUGCUUCCCAUGCAACUUCAAGAAGGUUUCCUAUACUAUACAUAUAUAUACGUUCUGGUUGGCAAGCCCUGCUGAUCAGAGAAAGUCUCUGCAUGUUCUAGUGUUAGUAACUAAUUUUUAUAUAGUUAAUGUAGGAUAAAGUAGAGUGCAUUAAGACACAAUAUUGUAAUCCCUACUCUAGGCACUUGCCUUUAAACUAUGUUUUUCAGCCCUUCAGAAGGGUUCUACUACUGUCCUAUACAAUCAAGUAACUGAAAUUCUUGGGAAGACACUUUGCUCCUCAUCUUUCCCCCGAAACAAUGUUGUUUUGUUUUGUUUUUUUUCCUUAAUUUGCACGAAAACAAAAAUUCCAUAUCAAUGUGCCUUGCCCUGGAUAGCGAUUAUUUGUGGAAUUGUUGCACAUAUGCUCCUCUAUUGAAAGGGGUUUUUCCCUAGUCAAGCAUUUGGAGACACUUUUUGUAAAUGUGACUUUUAUGUCAGCCAUCGUCAGUUUCAACAUCUAGAACUAAAUAGAAAGUUAGUUGUUCCGCAGAUAGGAGUAGUCUUUAUUGUCCUCUGUGGUCAGUGGCAGUGCUAUUCUGAGAUCUGUAGAUGGCUUAGAAUAUCAGUAUUUUGGAUGUUGCUGCAUUUUACAAUUUAUUUGGAGUCUUCCUUUAUUUUCCCCCCAGAUAUAUGAAAAUAUGCAAUACCUGCUUAUAUCGUGUAGAAAAGCUUAGCGAUUAUUAAUUUUUCUUUUAUUUUUUUUAUUUGACCAAAGUCGGUGCUGCACUUGACGCAGUGUGUUUUAGGUGUUUGUCUUUGUACUUUUUUUGUGAUUUUUGAAUGCACGUGCGCAGGAAGGGCUCCUCUUAGAGAAGCAGUCAAACUGUGAAGCACUAAGCUGACCCUGCUUCAAGCAAUUUUGUUUUUACAACUGUUCCUUUCACAAGCAAGCCUUAAAAAAAAAAAAAAGACAACUUCCUUUUUCUUCAGCUCCCACACCCCAUUUUUCUUAGCAGACCGCAGUCAAUCCACAUUCAAUAAAAAGGAUAUAAUGCCCAUUUUUAUAUGCACGUUUUUAAACUUCCAAGUUCUGAAAAUUGUUUACUGGUUAUCUCUAUUUAAGGAAAAAAAAAUAAAAUAAAACAUUUUGGAUUUUCAUAUGUGUCUGAUAAGUGGUUGAAUAGUCGUUUGACGCUCUUGUGUGGUGUGGUUGUCAGUAUAUGGUGUCACUUCCUAUAGCCAGCCAGCAUAAUUCGCCUUCCCCGAUAGCACUUAGCUGGGCAUUACUUUCUUAUGACAUAUGUGCACUAAAAAAAAGAAAAAAGAAAAAAAAAAGAAAAAAAAAAUAGCAGCUUUCAGUGCUUCACAGUGAAGGGAAAAAAAGCCUAGACAAACAUUUUGUCAGAACCUUUGCUAUAAGCCAAGGUAUUACCAGUAAAUUGGUUGUAUAUACAAUAAAAUUGCACCCUUUUUUUAAAACAAAACAAACUAAGCAAUAGUUUGGGCAGUUUUAGUUGUUUCUAGUGAGCAUGUUGUAGUCAUGACUGCAAAGAGAGAGGAUAAACUGCCCGCUCAGAAGAUAUGUAAUUUGUAUUGUUGUAUAGUUUUAUUGAUUACACUGAUUUAUUCUACCCUAUUUUAUAACGCAGGACUUUUGUAAUGUUGUUUAAAUGAGGAAACAUUUCUGUCAAAUUAGCCUAGUGAAAUUUCUGAUUGUCCAUUAUAAAGGCAGCGUUCAUAGAAUUGCUUUUCUUUCUUUCCCGCCCCCCGCCCUCCUCCCCCCCCCCCCCUCGGGAACUGGAUUUAAGUUUAAAACUUUCCUGUUUCCUUUUUUUUUUUUUGUAAGUAUUUAAAUACAGUUAUUUUUUUUUUUCUCUCAAUGGUAUAGCAUAUUCCUAUGCUUGAGAAGUAUAGGUCUACUGAAAAACCAUUGUAAAUGGACGUUACAGGUAUGCUGUAUUUUUGAAGGUAUUUUGUUGUAUUCAGUUUGAUGAAGCUAAAAUUAGGGAACUCUGAACAGAUUUGCAGGAAAAAAAAAUGUUUUAAAGGCUUUAAAACAUUAAGGAGGCAGUCUAGGGUGAUAACGAACAGGGGUUAAGUAUUAAAUACACUAAGUUACAUUUUUGUUCAUGUUUCAUUGUCCAGAAAGCAGCAGGAAACUAGUUCAGUUGUGAUCAAGCAGGAAAAAAGAAACACCAACAAGCUGAGUGUUUACCUUUUAGAUGAAAGCCAAGCGAAGAUGUUUGAGGAAGACUUUGCUACCUGGGGUGUGUAGACUGACAGGCUGAGGGCUGGCCCAGUGGAAAGGCCCCGCCCUUGAUUCUGAGACACAUUGGAAUUUUUUCUCUCCCAUCAAAUGGCAUUAACAAUAUUGGCAAAGAGAAGUCCCUCAAAUCACUCUCCACGUUUUUUUCUUUGGGAACUGAAGUCAGAGGCACAAACACUAAAUCUGAUCAUUUUUCUAUAUGCUUUUUUUUUUUUUUUCUGGCCCAUCCCCUGCCACUAAAAUGCUCCUUUUCUGAUCAUUCACAGGCAGAGGCCCUCUCCCUAAUGCCACUCUAUCCAUCCCAGAGCCUUUCACUUUGCUUUGAGGUUCGGGCAAACUUUUCUGUUUCUUCACAUCCUGGCAUGGCCUCUAUUGGUGUCAGCUCCUCCCCGCCCCCACCCCUGCAAGCCCACGACAACAAGAAAGUACACCUCCCCAAGCUUGCAUCCUUCAUUCUCUGACAGCCCAAGUGUAAGAGAACCCCGACUUUCCAGAGUCAUGGUGUUCAUUCAGCCCACAGCAAUAUGCAAAACCCAUCCCUCAAAAAGCUUGUCUUUUGCUUUUCAAACCCUUAUCCCCCUACACCUUGAAUUCUGUAGUUACAGCAUCAUCAAGUAUUUACAAAAUCUGGAUUAAGAAAAACAUUCUUUCCCUUGUGAUUUUUUUUUUGGGGGGGGGGGUGGGAGGGGAGGGAUUUCUAAGAAUGUCGUUUAAUGUACUUUGCAUCAUGUCUCUGGAAAUAUCUUUUUGUCCAUAAUGGUGGUGGUCUCUCUCUCUCUCUCUCUGUCUCUGUCUCUCUCCCAUAUUUCUUUCUUUCCUUCUAUCUUUCUGUCAGGUUUUUUUUUUUUUUUUUUCCCGGUAGCAGGCCUCCAUAGAACAAAUUCAAAACACCACUGGCAUGAUAGUGUAAGGAGAGCUUCAGUGGCGCCUCACCACCCCCCCCCCCACAACCCCGAGAUCUGUCCCAGGACAGUCUCGUCUCAGAAAGCUGCACUGCCCACAGGCAGGGCUUUCAUUCAAAUCGGCUUCCGAGGCCAAUUUCGUCCUGAAGUCAAUGCAUGUAUUUACUGUCUGACGGUAAACCCGCUCUGCCUUCUCCACGUCCAAGGCUGUGCAUUUGCCUAAUUAGUGUCGCGUAUGUUUUCCUUUUAUUUUUUUUCCAAUAAAAAAGCAGUGGGAUGAAAAUUGCUUUGAUAGAUAGCAGGUAACAUUGAAGCUGUUCCAUAGCACUUAACUGUAGUGAAUACUGUGUCACCAAUUCUGAAAUCAAUUUAAUGUUUAAUGCAAAUCCAUUACAUGGUGCUAUAACAGGCUGACAAAAUGAUUUACACCAAUGUGACAACUUGGGCUCAAUUCACUCUGCUUUCCAACAGUGUAAAUGCAUAGCAGUGUUUAUCUGCAUGAGAACUAUGCACUAAUCUAUCUGAAGAAAAAAAAAAAAAACUAUAUCAACUUUGGUAUCUACUUUCCGUUUACUUCAAUCCUUGCCUUUUUGGUCAUUGUUAUAAUGCCAGCUUUAGGACAGAAAGAAUUAUAAGAAAACCAGCAUAAUACCUGAUAUAUUAAAAUGUAGUGCCUGUGAAAUCUGUAUUAUAUUGCUCUUCUGAAGUAAGAUUUUUCUACACCGGUAGCCUUUGCUGUCAGUCAGGACCUUCUGGUAUAGGUGAUGUAAAAUAACCGUACAAUAUUAAUGCAUGCUAUUCCAUAAUGCUUAGUGAACUGUAUGAAUAUUACUCAAAGUUAUGUUAGUCUUUUUUUUUUUUUUUUUUCUGACUUGGUUCUUGUCAGCUAGGUUUAAGGUAUUUCACUGAGAACGCAAAUUCUGUCUUUCUUGAUUUCGGCUGUUUUCAGUAUUUUGGAGGUAUACAUUUACUUAAAUUCAGUAUUACUUGUGUUUUUGUUUUCGUUUUUGUUUUUUGUUUUCUUCUUCCUAGGGGACAAGCAUGGGUGGUUGAUUUCAGAAAUCAGUCCCUGGCAAGACUUUUGUCUCAAAACGACCAUUUGUAUUUCAAGAACUGUGCUACGAAGACACUCUGAGAACAUUUCCAAGCGAGGGACAUUUUCCUUGACCCUCGACUGAAGCUAUGCCGACCCUGGAGCAUUUUCUUAAUGGACAAUGUUCAGCCAGGUACCCAUGCUUGAUCCGUCUUCACACCAGACUUCCUCAUAUGAAAAGAAAAAAAAAAUUGAAAAAAAUCUUUAAGAAAUCACAUGGCUAUUUAGUUUCAUGCACAGUUGCAAUAUUUUCUUCAGAAAUAAAACUCUGUACAAACUUUGGGCCCGAUUCAUAAGAAAAAGAAGUUUGCUAUUAACACGGGAUUUUUUUUAAAUAUACUUUUUUUUGGGUCUAAAUUUGAAACUACUUGCUUCCCAAAUUAAAUGUUUCAUCUCACCUUUCCUCCACCCUAAACCAGCACCCAUCUGCCUUUUCUGCCCAAAAGGGUCACAUAACCAGAUGAGGGGAAUGGGGAGAUGGGGUGUAGAUGCCGGAAAUGCUCAGGAAGAUAGGGGAUCACCUGCAGUUGAGCUCCAGAACGGGGAGGCCGCAGCAUGCGGGGGCAGGACCUCGCCUGUGUGCCAGGCAUCGUGAGUUUCACAUGUGGGCUCCUUAUGCGUUUUAAUUCAAAAAACACAAUUUCCCAAGUGUGUCCACAGGACCACAGGACUGUAUGGUGGGAGUGCCCCCUCUAAUCCAACCAGAGCACCUGCGGGGGGAGAGGAAACACUGACCAGGUCACGCCCGGUGAACUUUUGUAUCUGCACAGUGCUUUUAAGGGCAAAUAGCUGCCCAAUGAACUGGGCUAUUUUUCCUGCUGUUUUCUGCUCGACUUCUCAAAAUGACAGAAGCUUUUCCCCCUUUAUUCUAUUUGUGUUAUUCUUAUUUUCAAUUUUUUUUAAUUUUUUAUUUUAUUUUUAUUUUUUUUAGUACUAGUCUAUACAUCAGCAUGUUUUUUGUUUUGUUUUGUUUUGUUUUGUUUUAACAUCUCAGUCGAAGGCCACAAGGCCGCUGGCUAUGUUGGGGUGGAGGUUUGAGAGAGCGGUCGGCUCCCAUUUUUUUCUCCCUGGUCUCAGACCAGCCUGUCUGCACUGUGAAGGCGUUUGGUAGAGUCACCACUGAGAUACUAACUCAGCCUAGAGCUGGAGCUUUGUCAGGUUCUAGGAGGGCCUUAGUAAAGACUUUCAAAGGCAAACACGUGAUUCUCCUUCCCUACACCCUUGACCUCUUAAUGCAGAACAAAGUUCUCUGGGGACCUUUCCCACCACCCUUGGAAAUCUGUCCACUCAAGAUACCUCGGUUUUUUGGUUUUUUUUUUUUUUUUUCAUUUUAAAUGGUUGGGGGGUAGGGGACCGAACACUUCCAGAGAUGAAAAGAGAUCUGUUGUGAAACUAAACACCCCCCCGUGUUAAUAACUUGGUUUGACAUUUGUUUUUAUGAGCCGGGCCCCCUGUGCCUCUAGUAUACUUGUAUUGACUCUCAUAGCUACCCUUUUAGUUUUACUGUGUUCUGUGAAAAUUUGUAAUUGGUUGAGAAUCACUGUGGGCGUCCAUUCUUAUUCAACUAAAUCUCCACAGGUUUUUUGAGCUGGUGUGGAUUAGUUUAACUCUUGUAUUCAACCAUUAGUGCUACCACCUUCUCACAUUACAAUACAAUUACUGGAAGCAAGUACUGCAUUUCCUAUGCAACAAAAAAGGAAAAAUAAAAAAUUGCUAAUGCUA